Molecule: messenger RNA, 1223 nt
Organism: Poecilia latipinna (sailfin molly)
Lineage: Eukaryota; Metazoa; Chordata; Actinopteri; Cyprinodontiformes; Poeciliidae
Product: extracellular serine/threonine protein kinase FAM20C-like
Exons: 4
Coding region: 1-1131 (376 amino acids)
Biological process (GO): protein phosphorylation; enamel mineralization
Cellular component (GO): Golgi apparatus
Molecular function (GO): protein serine/threonine kinase activity
Source: RefSeq, a predicted model, not a curated record
AUGGAGCAAAGGUCGCCAGAACCGGACCGCUCCGCUUCCUGUUUGGCUUCUGGACCGGAGCGGGACGGAGAGAGCCUAGCCGAGCCGCGCGCGCUGCCAGGUCCGGACGGGACCCGACGGGACCGUGGGUCCAGCUGCGUGUUUCCUGUUGAUCCACGCAGGGAAGAGACGCGAACAGGGCCGGGUGGAGGAAGCUGCUGGUCCGAACCGAGCCGAACCCGGGCUGUGAAGGCUGAGCCGGUCCUGAAGACGGCCAGUGGAGAUGGUUCCGACCCGCUGUCCGCGCUCCUGCUGCGGCUGGCGGCCGCUCUGAUCAACAUCUGCAGCGAUGUAGUCAGCCUCUUCAUCUGCGUCCUCCUCAUCCUCAGCGACCCGUCCCACCUGAAGAUGAUCCUGCUGCGCCGGUUCCGAGUCCUCAUCCUCACCGUCUUCCUGGUGGCCUGCUCCAUGCACAUCAUGGUGGACCUGCUGCCCAAGCUGGAGCGCCAGGGCGCCGGCUGCUCCUGCUCGCACGGCCCGGCCCAGGCUCCGGAGCGCGGCUGGGCCGAACCGGGCUGGCCCGACAAGCACACGCUGCGGAUCCUGCAGGACUUCAGCAGCGAGCCCGGAUCCAAUGCGUCCUCCCGAGCCCUGGACCGGCUCCCUUUGGACGGAGCGCCGGCCCCGGAGCCGCCGGGCCCGAGGGGCGACAGGAGCAGACUCUUCCUCCAGGGGCCGGCGGCGGCCCGGGUCGGUCCAGCCCGGGGUUCGAGGCUGGCGCUCCUGUUCGAGCAUCCCCUCUAUAGACGAUCUGUGCCGCCGCUCACGGAGGAAGACACGCUGUUCAACGUGAACACGGACAUCAGGUUCGACCCCAAAGCGGCGGAGGACCAGGCGUGGACCGGCGAGGGCGCCGACGACGAGCUGGGCCCGACGAGCGAGCUGACGGCCGAGUCGUACCCCAACUGGCUGCGGUUCCACAUCGGGAUCAACCGCUACGAGCUUUACGGCCGGCACAGCCCGGUGGUGGAGGCGCUGCUCAGGGACCUGCUGACCCAGAGGAUCACCAGCGUGGGUGAGUCCUCACGACCUCCGACCUUUCAUGCUGAGGGUUUUGAGUCAUGCAAACUGUCUGUUUCUGGUAGGAACUAAAACGUGGAGCCAGGGUUCCACCAGAACCGUCCCGAUCCCCACAACGUCCAGAGUCGGAUUUAAUAAAACACAAAAAAAUGUUUUAAGCAUCA